CUCGAUUACCAAUUUGGCUUGGAGCCUACCGAUAAUUUCUUGGCGGCUCCUUGCUUUGAGGAUGGACAGAGCUGGAUUCCUGAUGGAUCUGGUAUGCAAAUGUUGGAACCAGGGCUAUUUGCGACGCUUGAGGUUAAUGCCACCUCGUCGAUGACAUUUGAAUCCACAAUGGACAGCAGCAUAUCUACAGACAAGCCUAUGGAGGAAUUCCUCAACCUUCUUCGACCACAUACCUUAACUACAUCACCUCUUUUCCACUCAAGCCCGAGCCAAAAACAUGUCUCAUCCUUCAGACAAUCAGAUUUUGGUCAGCAAGAAUCGGAAGAUUCUAGACAGCUCCGGGUCAAUUAUCCUUCAUCUAUUGACAGCCCAUCGAUAUCCCCAAGCUCAACGAACCUCUUCACCCCAGGGAAAACUCCUUCCCCGGGGAGCAUGGAGACGAAUAAUGUCAGAGAACCUCAGCUCCCUUGUCAAAAAGGAUGCUCCAGGUCCUUUAAGAGCUCAAAAGACCUCCUACGACACUACAAGAGUCGAGCCCACAUUCCGCCUUCCACCAAGGUGUUCAGGUGUCGAUGUGGAUACACCAAUGCUCGAAAGGACCAUUAUCGAAGGCAUCUCCGUCAACAUUCAUGCACGUUCCGCCACCCCCACUACCACUGCGUCUGCUCUCAAGCUGUCCUCGAUGACAAUGCUCUACAGCACCUCGAACACCUUCGUGUUUGUAAGGACGGACAAGGACGGUCUGGGCGGCCGCGGAAGAGCGAAAAACCAGUGUCAUUAGGUGAAACACCACCAGAAUAGUAACACCAUGGAAAUCACUCGACAUCUAUAGUGGCUGAGCCUCCCACUUGAAGGAACAGGAAAUCUUCUCAAAAUUAUCCCGCUUGUCAACCCUAAUACUUUUAUGCUCUCAGCUUCACUCGAUAUCAAGGCGCAGGGCGCGUUCGAUAGUUUGCGACUUAUCUUGGCGCGCUUGUUGUUUGUUCUGAAUAAUCCACCCGGUCUGAAAGGAAUGAUCUUUCG
This is a messenger RNA of Ilyonectria robusta, 1023 nucleotides long. RefSeq lists its product as uncharacterized. NCBI's taxonomy places the organism in Eukaryota, Fungi, Ascomycota, Sordariomycetes, Hypocreales, Nectriaceae. The record is from RefSeq and is a predicted model, not a curated record. The coding region runs from base 94 to 801 and encodes 235 amino acids. The transcript has a single exon.